CCAAAAAAAAAACAAAGAAAAGAGAGAGAGGGAAGAAAAAAAAGAAAAGAGAAGGAGAUGAGAUGAGAUGCGAGAAAGCAAAGUGUCGAAGACUUUUUAGAAAGCAGAAAAGAAAAAAGCUGAGAGACUGUGCUAUUCAAAAGUGGGAAAACCCUAAGAAGUAAAUUAUGGGAGCUGUAUCGAUGGAGUCGCUUCCUCUAGGUUUCAGAUUCAGACCUACCGAUGAAGAGCUCGUCAAUCACUACCUUCGCCUCAAGAUCAACGGACGUCACUCCGAUGUCCGAGUCAUCCCUGACAUCGAUGUCUGUAAAUGGGAACCUUGGGAUCUUCCUGCUCUCUCGGUGAUUAAGACUGAUGAUCCAGAGUGGUUCUUUUUCUGCCCUCGUGAUCGGAAGUACCCCAACGGUCAUCGCUCUAACAGAGCCACUGACUCAGGCUACUGGAAAGCCACUGGUAAGGAUCGGAGUAUCAAGUCCAAGAAGACUUUAAUCGGUAUGAAGAAGACUCUUGUCUUCUACCGCGGACGAGCUCCUAAAGGCGAGCGCACCAAUUGGAUUAUGCACGAGUAUCGUCCCACUCUUAAGGACCUUGACGGCACUGCACCUGGUCAAAGCCCUUUUGUUCUGUGUCGCCUCUUCCACAAGCCUGAUGAUAGGGUCAAUGGUGUCAAGUCCGAUGAACCGGCUCCUAUCCCUUGCAAAUACUCACCCGACGAUACAUCCUCUGAUCUUGUCCAGGAAACACCUUCCUCUGAUGCUGCAGUGGAGAAACCAUCAGAUUCUUCAGGUGGAUGCGGCUAUGCUCAGAGUAAUAUUGCAGAUGGGACAAUGACUGAGGCACGUGAAGAGAAUCCAUGGUUAUCUUGUGAUCUUGAAGAUCUAAAUGCACCACCACCGUGUGUGGAUUCUACGUAUGUUGGUGAUUUCAGUUAUGAUGAGAUUGGAUUCCAAUUUCAAGAUGGUACCAGCGAACCAGAUGUAUCACUAACUGAAUUGUUGGAGGAGGUGUUUAAUAACCCUGAUGACUUCUCUUGCGAGGAAUCGAUUAGUAGAGAGAACCCAGUCGCACCAAAUGGGAUCUUUUCAUCUGAUAAGAUGCUUCAGUCUGCAGCACCUGAGGAUGUUUUCUUCAACGACUUUAUGACUUACACUGAUACAGAUGCCGAGAUGGUGCAGUUGCAGUAUGGUUCAGAUCAUGGAGCUUCUGGGUGGCCAAGUGACGAUGUAUCGGCUUACCCUGCCACUAAUUCAUACUAUGGUGAUUUCGUUGAUCCAGAGCAGAAGAUCAAUCAUAACACCGAGAACAACCUCACAGAAGGGAGGGGGAUAAAGAUUCGAGCUCGACAGCCUCAGAACCGUUCGAAUACUGGAUUAUUAAACCAGGGGAUUGCUCCAAGGAGAAUCCGUUUGCAGAUGCACUCUAGCUCUGUGCCGUCUGAUGAAAAGAAUCAAUGUGAAGUACAACAGCGGGAGGAGGUGAAUGAAGGACUCUCUACUAUUCCCGAGGCCAAAGAAGUUGCAGUUAAAGACUCAGAGAAGAGCGAUUCCUUGGUCAAACCUCAAAUAAAGUUCAGGGCGAGGGGAACUAUAGGACAAGUAAAAGCAGGCAGACUUGCAGACAACGAGGUAAGAACAAGUACAAAUGCAGAGCAGAAAGAAAAGAAGAGAAGGGAAGAAAUGGAAGGUGGUUGCAACGGUGAUAGUGGCAGUGAUGGUGGGAGUAGGGGUGGGUAUGUGGAGCAGACUGGUGGGUUCAUAACACAUGAAACAGAGAGGCUGAGGAGAAUCCAAGUUUCGUUUAAUAUUGUAUGUAAUUAGGGAUGAUGUAAUGUUAGCAUCAUGUUGUUUUUUUUUUUUUUUUUGUGUUGUAACUUGUAACCUAAACAUAUACUAUGUAUGUAGGAAAAUGUGUGUACUUAUACAUAAGCGAUUAUAGUUAAAGA
Molecule: messenger RNA, 1942 nt
Organism: Capsella rubella
Lineage: Eukaryota; Viridiplantae; Streptophyta; Magnoliopsida; Brassicales; Brassicaceae
Product: protein NTM1-like 9
Exons: 6
Coding region: 168-1817 (549 amino acids)
Biological process (GO): regulation of DNA-templated transcription
Molecular function (GO): DNA binding
Source: RefSeq, a predicted model, not a curated record